AUGAAAAACAAGGUAUUAUUAAUUAUAUAAUUUUAGAACCAUUAGGAAAUUGAUAAUCUAGGUUAGAUCUCAGCAGAUCAAGUUGAAAACAAAAUAUAUUCGAUUAUUUAAUGGGUAGUUAGAUCAUAUUUGAAGGAGCGAAUACAAAAAUAAAAUAAUAAUUUAUAUUAUAUAUGA
Paramecium octaurelia is the source of this 177-nucleotide messenger RNA. NCBI's taxonomy places the organism in Eukaryota, Ciliophora, Oligohymenophorea, Peniculida, Parameciidae. The record is from the annotation of a GenBank genome assembly.